AGGGACAAAGACGCUGAAAACCUUGACUACACUCCAUUUAUACGCAAAGUUUUCGGUCUAUACACACGGCACAAGAAAUAUGCUGAGAAUGGCGAGGAGACACGUUCCAUUGCCCGUGAGUGUGAUCUAGUAUGAAUACAGCUGCUGAGUGUCAAGUUGGUCAACCGUACUCCCAGAUCAAACCACAGUCUCGCCGGUAGACUAUCCUAUACAGGACCAGUGCGCCGUUGUCCUUUCCAACAACAUUGACUGGUUGUCUUACAAUGGUACGCCGCGACUGGAGAUGACAUACACCGAAAAGACAAUGAAGGGGAAGUCGUACACCGCGGGAAAACCAACUCGCGGAGCGCUCUUCACGGUUGUCCAACGCAACCUGGCUCAGAACAAGACUGACAUCGUUGAUUCGUUGAACUAUAUGGGGAGAUUUCAUUGGAUGUAUCGCGCUGCGACGGAGAUCAACGAUCGGGUCUGUAUGGCUUGGGUGUAUUGCUCGCUACUCUCGAUCUAUGCAAGCAAUGCAACAGCGAACGCACGGAUGGCAAUGCACAUGCACAUGCCCCCAGCGACAUGCGCCAUCGACCUCUUCCACAUUAUGUACAAGCUAACUUCACGUUACUUGCCUUGCGAAUCUGGUACAACGCUAUAAAGAUCCCUCUUCGAUGGUCCGAUGGGACUAUUAUGUAGUGUGUGCAGUAU
Molecule: messenger RNA, 696 nt
Organism: Pisolithus orientalis
Lineage: Eukaryota; Fungi; Basidiomycota; Agaricomycetes; Boletales; Pisolithaceae
Exons: 4
Coding region: 284-646 (120 amino acids)
Source: RefSeq, a predicted model, not a curated record